Suillus subalutaceus is the source of this 1470-nucleotide messenger RNA. RefSeq lists its product as uncharacterized. The record is from RefSeq and is a predicted model, not a curated record. The coding region runs from base 1 to 1470 and encodes 489 amino acids. NCBI's taxonomy places the organism in Eukaryota, Fungi, Basidiomycota, Agaricomycetes, Boletales, Suillaceae. The transcript is spliced from 7 exons.
AUGUCUACCCUAGUGGCUCAGCAUGACAAAAAUUCCUACUGCAGCUCAUUUACCCCCAAGCACCCCAAACACCCCUACAGGCACUAUGAAACCAGAAACAACUCUGCCUCGCAGAUGACAUCUCCCAACUACAAAACUUCAAACCUCAUAAAACCAGCAACCCCAGGUUUGUCACCAGAAGACAGCACCGAAAAAGGUCUGGAAUCUACCAAAUCACCUUUUGGGAAAGAGGAGGCACCAGAGAACACACCAGUCGCAGUUCAGUUACAUGUCCCUGCUUCCACAGAUCCCAGCCCAUUGCGUGAUGUCUGCCAGCGGUCAAUUGAUCACUCUUCCUCCAAUGUAGUACGGAGGGUAUUGAAUUAUUUAUCCAAACCACGCAAGAAUUACAUGGAAUUCCAUGGUGUGGGAGCGCGAGAAUUCGGAUUAAUAUUGGAGGAAGCGGCCCGAGUAUCGACUAAGCCCAGGCACGUCAUUAAGCUGACUUAUGAUUGCAACACUCGCAUUCUCAUCAUCAUGUUGCCUACUGUUCUCCAUGAAGCAUCGUUCGAUGAUGUGAAGGAUUAUGUCGGCGAUUCUAUCAGGGCUCUUCCAUAUGAUCGCACCACCAUCUCUCCGAAGAUACAUAUGAACUGGCCGCUCGACAUCCCAGACGGAGUAGUCAAUCCUGAUAUGACUAUUUCCAUCACUGCUUUGGAGGGCCCAACGGAAGUCGUUCUGAUCCCCUUCUUUGGGGAGUGCGCGCUCUCAGAGACUGAUAAACACGUGUUUGGAAAGACGGAGAAAGUGAUCUUAGCAUAUCCGGACACCAUCUGUGUGGUGGUUGUAUUAGUACGCGAAGCUACAUUGUACGCCAACCCCGGGAAAGAUUACACCGCGUUAAAUACUGUGUUAAAAGUCCUACUUGGCAGCACUGACAGUGACCUGCAACCGCUAACUCUCAAAGAGUUCAUUAAUCUACGCACUACACCACGUUCGUUCGGUGAGCCCACCGUGAUCGGCGAUCACACUUGGUGCCACCUCUCUUCGGUGGAGUACUUCGUUUGGGUGAAGGGUGAUGAUGGGCCGAUAGAUAUUCGUUCCAAUGACCCUGCGCACAUGGUGUACGGUACUUUAGUGCCCACGUUAGACAUGGACGCCAUCACUGAGAUGCUCGAAGAUUCUUGUGUCACUUUCCAGAAGCAGCUCAUCCCUGACCUCGACUGCACCAUUCUCGCAGAAGCCCGUGUCACAUCUUUCACUGACUGGUACGGUUCAUCGAAACGAAUCUUGUCCACCUCGGAUAUCACUGCCCACAAGCGCUAUCUUGCUUGGCACAAGUCGCUUUUCAACAAGACUGAGGACAGUGACGAUGCAUCUUACGUUGAUUCGCAGGAGGAAAGUGAGGAAGAGCAGAUGAUCAAUGAAGGCUCCGAGUGUUCAAAAUCCCAAAGGCGGCUUAGCGGGGAUCAUGCGAUUGAACGCAUCUGA